AUGGAAAUUAAUCAGCAGGAAAAAAUUAAAGAGUGUUUGGAAAUUAUUAAAGGUUUUACUCCUCCCCAAUUAGCAGAAUUAAAUAAAGCUAUUGAAGCCGAAUUUAAUAUUCAAGGAGGAACAUUCGCUCCCACUUCUACCCAAAAAGUUGAAGAACAAAAAACUGCUAGUUCGACCAAUGUUUCUUUGAAAAUUACAGAAGUUGGUAAACAACCAAUUCCAGUUUACACAGCCGUAAAAGAUAUUGUUAACGCUAACGGUGGUCAACAAAUAAAUAUUAUUAAUGCUAAACAAUUAAUUGAUCAAAAAAAACCAAUUUUAGAAAAUAUCCCUAAAGCCAAAGCCGAAGAAUAUAAAAAACAACUAGAAGAAAAAGGAGCAAAAGUAGAACUUGAUUUAUUUCAGUCUUUGCCCCAAAAACAUUUAGCCCAAGAGCAAAGAGAAUCCUAUGAAUAUUUUCUCAAUCGGGCUUUACCAAAGUUAUUACAAUUUUAUUUUCCUGUUCAACUCAAAGAUUAUAAUAACCAACUAAGGUUGGAAAUUUUAAACUCUCGUUGA
Messenger RNA from Entrophospora sp. SA101, 558 nucleotides. NCBI's taxonomy places the organism in Eukaryota, Fungi, Glomeromycota, Glomeromycetes, Entrophosporales, Entrophosporaceae. The record is from the annotation of a GenBank genome assembly.